Dermatophagoides farinae (American house dust mite) is the source of this 905-nucleotide messenger RNA. RefSeq lists its product as uncharacterized. The record is from RefSeq and is a predicted model, not a curated record. NCBI's taxonomy places the organism in Eukaryota, Metazoa, Arthropoda, Arachnida, Sarcoptiformes, Pyroglyphidae.
AUACCAGCGAGCAAAUUUUCUUUGUAGAAGAUAUUUGGUAUUAUUUAUUUCUGAUUCCGUCUUCGUUCAUAGCUACCGUAUUUUUUGUGUUUUUGGCAUGGAUGGGAUUUCAAAUGUUUGUCAAUAACUAGUUAAUUUAUAAAAUGUCACUUUCAAAUUGUUAUUCAUUUUAUCGACAACAUCAUAAUCAUUGCCAUAAUUGGCUACGGAUGAAUGGAUAUCAAGGUUUGACGUCUAUUGAUCAAGUUUUUUCGCAUUCCAAUGAUGUUGCCGAUAGCAAACCUAUUGAUGAUAACAAUCAUCAUCAUACUACUAACUGUGAUGAAAUUGAUCCGGAAUAUUUAAAAACAUUGGAAAUAACGCACCUACAUCAACAAGAACUAGAGCGUCAACGUAAACAUGAAAAUUCCAAUAAUGAUUGGUUCCAAUAUGUCGAUCUCAGUCAAACCGAAUCCUAUUCAAUUCGAUCAAAAGCUCCUGAUAAUUCAGAUGAUGAUUUCGAAGAAUCUACCAAUGAUCACUACCAAUUGCUGAUGCUGUCUCACAUACGAUCUGAGGGGAAAAAAAUGCAUCAUUAUUCACGCGUUUAUGGUGAUGAAAAACCGUUGGCGUUGAAAAAUUUAAUUGAAAUGGAAAAUGAUUUGCAAUAUAAUUUUGAAAAAUAUUGUGAUCGCCAUCAGCCACCAUUUUGGCCCAUUCUUCCAAUCCGAAUAAAAUGGUCUUAAAUACAGUGAACAAUAUCGACAAUAGAUGGCAGAUGAUCUUUCUUUAAGAAAAAGUAAUUAAAUCGAUGUCGUUAGAUGUCGUUGUUGGUAUAUUUAUCAGGCAAUGAAACUAAAUUAAUUUCAUUCAAAUCAUGAUUAAAACCUUUUUGAAAUGUCUUCAACUUGUGUGAUGAAUAAAAA